GCAGUAGCAGCAGCAACGGAUAUUCGAAAUUUUAACCGGAACAAAUAUUCGAAUUUCGAGUGCAGUUAAUAAAACAAAAUAUAAUAGUUACGAAAAUUUUCGACGAAACCAAUUUUAAAAAACGAAGUUUAGUUAAUAAAAUAAUUAGAAAGUUGCAGGGAAAUACAAAAGAAAACAAAACGAAGAUUUAGAAAGAAUGUCACAAGUCAAAGACGAAGAUGACAUCUACCACGAAAAAUUACCGAAUGUUUGUGAUGCCGUCAAGAAAUCGGCGAAAAAUUGUUGCACGCCAGCCACAGCAAAGAAGUUCCUUCCGAUCAUAAACUGGUUGCCCAAGUAUGAAUGGAAAUUUCUUAUACAAGAUUUUGUAGCGGGUCUAACAGUGGGCCUUACCGCCAUACCACAAGCGAUAGCGUAUGGCACAAUAGCGGGACUAAACCCACAAUAUGGUUUAUAUUCGGCAUUCAUGGGUUGUUUUAUUUACAUCAUAUUUGGCACUUGCAAGGAUGUUACCGUUGGUCCCACCGCUAUUAUGGCGCUCAUGGUGCAAACAAAUGUAGCCGGCAGUGCCGAUUAUGCAGUGUUACUCUGCUUUCUAUCUGGUAUUGUCAUACUGCUAAUGGGUAUCCUAAAUUUGGGCGUCCUCGUACAAUUUAUAUCGAUACCAGUGACGACAGGCUUCACCAUGGCUGCAGUAAUAACAAUAGCCAGUGGACAAAUUAAUAACCUGUUUGGUAUACCAAGUUCUUCCAAUGAAUUCAUCGAGUCGUGGGUCAAUUUCUUCACACAUUUAAAUAAAAUCCGACGUAAUGAUGCUAUACUGGGCGUAGUAACAUUAAUUGUGUUGAUACUUAUGCGAAAAGUCAAAGACAUACCCUGUUCGUGCAAAAUGCUGACCCAGUACAUCUCAUUAUCUCGAAAUGCGCUGGCAGUCAUUAUAGGAAUUAUACUAUGUUACACGCUCAGUGACGACAAUUGGUUGGCGUUUACCGUGAGCGGCGAAAUUGUACCAGGCAUUCCAUCAUUUAAGUUGCCACCUUUUCAUACCGCAGUGAAUGGCACAUAUGUUGGUUUUGGCGAGAUGGUACAGGAACUGGGCGCCUCGCUGGCAUCGAUACCUCUAAUUUCGGUGCUCGAGAGUAUUGCUGUGGCAAAAGCAUUUUCAAUGGGACAAAUUGUGAAUGCCUCACAGGAAAUGAUAGCACUGGGUAUCGCCAAUAUUAUGAGCAGUUUUGUCUCAUCUAUGCCUAUUACAGGCUCAUUUACGCGUACAGCAAUCAAUAAUGCGAGCGGUGUUAAAACUACACUUGGCGGUGCUUUCACCGGCAUUGUGGUUUUGAUGACUUUGGCGUUUCUUACAAAAACUUUUUAUUACAUACCGAAAGCCACGCUGGCUGCCAUUAUAAUUGCCGCCAUGUUAUUCAUGGUGGAGUAUGAAAGAAUUGGCGAAAUUUGGCACUCAAAAAAGUUGGAUAUGGUCCCUUUUCUAGUUACACUGCUUGUUUGUGUGUUUUGGACACUGGAAUAUGGUAUGGUUUGUGGCAUGGGCGUGAAUAUGUUGUUCAUUUUGUACAAAAGCGCCAGGCCUAAAAUAGUCAUUACAACGGAAAAGUUGCAAAAAGACAUUGAAAUCGCUGUUGUGGAUGUGCACGAAAACUUAACCUACUCCUCGGCGGAAUAUCUGAAAUCAAAAGUUGUGAAAUACGUGGCUACGUAUGGGCAGAGCAUCGAUAUGGUAGUAAUAAGGGGAGAGCAAAUAUACACAAUUGAUUCUACUGUUGCGCUGAAUAUUCUUGGGUUGAAAAAAGACUUGGCUGCUCUAAAUUGUGAAUUGGUGUGCUGGAAUUGGCAAAUAUCUUCGGCUGGCGUCGUUUGUCGCUUGCAUCACGACGCGCGCAGCAUGUUCAAAUUUAGCAAAACUCUACAGGAGAUUGUGACGGGAGAAAUACAAGAGAGUACAACAACAAUACAAAGUGAUUGUAACUCAACUACAAUACCGUUAUAGUCGAAAUGUAAAGAUGUUUUAACUUUAAGUUAGUUCCAUUACCAAAGGUUACUUUAAAGUGAUAAAACUCAAUAUAAGUUAGAUUUUUUUAAAAUAGAUUUGUAAAAUAAAAGACUGCUGGUAAG
Anastrepha obliqua is the source of this 2130-nucleotide messenger RNA. RefSeq names its product sodium-independent sulfate anion transporter. Gene Ontology annotation, molecular function: sulfate transmembrane transporter activity. The transcript has 9 exons. Bases 197 to 2005 code for a protein of 602 amino acids. Gene Ontology annotation, biological process: transmembrane transport. The record is from RefSeq and is a predicted model, not a curated record. Lineage: Eukaryota; Metazoa; Arthropoda; Insecta; Diptera; Tephritidae. Gene Ontology annotation, cellular component: membrane.